Dentiscutata erythropus is the source of this 543-nucleotide messenger RNA. The record is from the annotation of a GenBank genome assembly. Lineage: Eukaryota; Fungi; Glomeromycota; Glomeromycetes; Diversisporales; Gigasporaceae.
AUGACUUUCAGGAAAGUCGCUUUUUUGCUCAUCCUUAAAUCCAACAUCCCAGUUGGCGUGGAAUUAUGGCUUCAGUAUAAAAAACGUACUGCUACCGAUUUAUCCCCAUAUGACGAGAAAGCAGUUAAAGAACAAUGGGAUAAGUCUCCAACUUCCUCUUGUGGUAUGGAUGCAUUUAUCACGUUAUUAAAUCCAACUUCAUAUAAUACUGUUUUAUUUGAAUGCCUCGCUGAGGUUGUUACGCCUUCCCGAGAGUUGGUUGUUCGAUGGAUGGCGCCUUAUCUUCGUCGUUUCAGCAAAUAUAUUCCCUCACAAAAUAUGUGGCUUUGUGAUCAACGUCGCAUGGGUCCAGAAUAUAUGAACAGGGACGUUGGAGAGAUGUAUCUCAGGCAAGGGAUUUGUGAAUGUGUUGAUGUUUUGAGGCAAUUCAAUGGGCGAGAAGAAGUUAUUAAUGUCGCACUUCAAGUUUUAGAAGGGGUUGAGAUGCCUAUGUAUUUGAAGGUCAUGCUAAGAGGAAUUUCAGAUGAGGAAUUUCCGUGGUAG